This is a messenger RNA of Sinocyclocheilus rhinocerous, 5418 nucleotides long. Its product is annotated as otoferlin-like. Gene Ontology annotation, cellular component: synaptic vesicle membrane; presynaptic active zone membrane. The record is from RefSeq and is a predicted model, not a curated record. Lineage: Eukaryota; Metazoa; Chordata; Actinopteri; Cypriniformes; Cyprinidae. The transcript is spliced from 42 exons. Gene Ontology annotation, biological process: plasma membrane organization; synaptic vesicle priming. Gene Ontology annotation, molecular function: AP-2 adaptor complex binding; calcium ion binding.
CAUCGAGCCUCCAAGGAUGAUGGCAAAGGUCAAGAUGAGCCGGCCAUCCUGGAGACGGAGGACAUGAGGAUGCCAGACCCGGACACCAUCUCACUCGCAUCAGUCACUGCUGUCACAACCAAUGUCUCCAAUAAGAGAUCAAAGCCUGACAUCAAGAUUGAGCCUAGUGCUGGAAGACCAGUGGAUUUCCAAGUCAGUGUCACUGUUAUAGAGGCCAGACAGCUGGUGGGUCUGAACAUGGAUCCAGUGGUGUGUGUAGAAAUCGGUGAUGACAAAAAAUACACCUCAAUGAAGGAGUCGACCAACUGCCCUUACUACAAUGAGUACUUUGUUUUUGACUUCCACGUUCCUCCUGAUGUCAUGUUUGACAAGAUCCUGAAAGUGUCUGUUAUCCACUCUAAGAAUCUUUUGCGAAGUGGCACGCUGGUCGGGAGCUUCAAGCUUGACGUGGGCACAGUUUAUACACAACCUGAACAUCAGUUCUUCCACAAAUGGGCCACUUUAUGUGACCCCGAUGAUAUCACUGCUGGAUGCAAAGGCUAUGUCAAGUGUGACAUCGCAGUUGUGGCAAAGGGCGACACUAUCAAAACUCCACACAAAACAAAUGAAACAGACGAGGAUGACAUUGAGGGUAAUCUUCUGUUGCCGGAAGACGUCCCGGCUGAGCGUCAAUGGGCAAGAUACUAUGUGAAAAUCUACCGAGCCGAGGGGUUGCCCAAAAUGAACACCAGCAUAAUGGCAAAUGUCAAAAAAGCUUUCAUUGGAGAAAAUAAGGACUUAGUUGAUCCGUAUGUCCAAGUGCAAUUUGCAGGGCAGAAGGGUAAAACUUCAAUUCAGAAGAGCAGCUAUGAGCCGAUUUGGAAUGAGCAGAUCGUUUUCACUGAGCAGUUUCCACCACUGUGCCGGAGAAUGAAAGUCCAGAUCCGUGAUUCGGAUAAAGUGAACGAUGUGGCCAUCGGAACGCACUUCAUUGACCUGCGGAAGAUUGCUAAUGAUGGAGACAAAGGCUUUCUUCCAACUCUUGGGCCGGCUUGGUCCAACAUGUACGGCUCCACACGCAGCUACACACUCAUGGACGAGUACCAGGACCUGAAUGAAGGAGUAGGGGAAGGGGUGUCUUUCAGGGCCCGGCUGCUGAUCAGUCUGGCCGUGGAGAUACUGGACACCUCCUCUCCUGAAGUAAUGAGCUCCACUGAGGUGCAAGUGGAGGGGAUACCCAACAUCUCAGAUAAUGCCACGGGAAAAAUUGAAGAGUUCUUUCUCUUUGGAUGUUUCCUUGAAGCCACUAUGAUUGACAGGAAGAUUGGAGACAAACCCAUCAACUUUGAGGUUACAAUAGGAAACUACGGCAGUGAAGUCGAUACCCCAACCAAGCCAAAAACAAAGAAGAAGAAGGGUGGCGAUGGAGAUGAGGAGUCUGAGCUCAUUUACGGCUCCAGUGACGAGGAGGUGGAUGAUGGUGGAGAUAUGACAUCAGUUUCCACCUCUCCUCCAAUGAAGCCAGUCAUCACUGACAGAAACUAUUUCCACCUCCCGUACUUUGAGAGGAAGCCCUGCAUCUAUAUCAAGAGCUGGUGGCAGGACCAAAGAAGACGACUUUAUAAUGCUAACAUCAUGGACAGAAUUGCAGAUAAAUUGGAAGAAGGGUUGAAUGAUGUGCAGGAGAUCAUUAAAACAGAGAAAGCCUAUCCUGAGCGCAGACUAAGAGGAGUCCUGGAGGAACUCAGCAGUGGCUGCAGUACCUUUGUAACUUUGGCAAACAAUGAUCAGAAUCAGGCUGGGAAGACUAAACUGGACCGGGAGAGACUGAAAUUAUGCAUGCAGGAAUUGGAAAACAUGGGCCAGCAAGCAAAGAAUAUGCGAUCCCAAGUAAAGAAAAGCAAUGUGAAAGACAAAAUAAAACUUGCACAAAACUUCCUCCACAAGCUGAGAUUCUUGUCUGAUGAGCCUCAGCAUAGUGUUCCAGAUAUUUACAUAUGGAUGAUAAGCAACAACAAACGUAUUGCAUAUGCCCGUGUUCCCUCCAAAGACAUCCUCUUCUCUUCUGUGGACGAAGAAACCGGAAAGGACUGUGGGAAAGUCCAGACCAUCUUUUUCAAGCUCCCUGGUAAGAAAAGCUUUGGACCUGCAGGCUGGACCGUUCAGGCUAAAACUGAGCUGUAUCUGUGGCUCGGCUUGAACAGGCAGCGUAAGGACUACUUGAGCGGCCUGCCAAAUGGGUUUGAGGAGAACAAGGCAGUAAAAGGGCCUGGCAUGUCUUCACCCCCUAUAAGCCUGAUGUACACAAUGAAGCAGAUCUUCCAGCUGAGGGUUCACAUGUAUCAGGCUCGCAGUCUGUUUGCGGCUGACAGCACAGGCCUGUCAGACCCUUUUGCCAGGGUAUUUUUUUCCACCCACAGCCAGGUCACAGAGAUCCUGAAUGAGACGUUGUGUCCUACAUGGGAUCAGCUGCUGGUGUUUGAUAAUGUGGAGCUCUAUGGUGAGGCUGGUGAACUGAGAGAUGAUCCUCCUAUAAUCGUCAUCGAGAUCUAUGAUCAGGACACUGUCGGAAAAGCCGAUUUCAUGGGUAGGACAUUCGCAAAACCUAUAACCAAGAUGUCAGACGAGCAUUAUGGGCCGCCACGCUUCCCUCCUCAACUAGAGUACUACCAGAUCUACCGGGGAAACGGCACUGCAGGAGAAAUGCUGGCGGCCUUUGAGCUGCUGCAGAUUGGACCAGCUGGAAAGGCCGACCUGCCCCCAAUAGAUGGACCUUCCGAUAUCGAUCGUGGUCCGAUCCUGCCGGUUCCUAUUGGCAUAAGACCUGUCUUGAGUAAAUACCGAAUUGAGGUUCUUUUCUGGGGCCUGAGGGACCUGAAGCGAGUGAAUCUGGCUCAAGUUGACCGCCCCCGUGUGGACAUCGAGUGUGCAGGGAAAGGUGUUCAGUCAGCGCUGAUUCAGAACUACAAGAAAAACCCCAACUUCAGCACUCUGAUGAAGUGGUUUGAAGUGGACCUGCCAGAGAACGAGCUCCUCCAUCCUCCUCUGAACAUCCGCGUGGUGGACUGCCGGGCGUUUGGUCGUUACACACUAGUUGGCUCUAAUGCCGUCACAACUCUACGCAAGUUCAUUUACAGGCCAUCGGACAAGAGUGUCAAUAACUGGUCUGCCAUGGGUCGUUUGCUCCAGAUGUAUAAACACAGAUGCUAAAUGCUGCUGCACGACUAACAUAGUUUUUUCUCUACAGAGGAGGUUGUGAUCCACACAGAGCCAGAACCAGCUGUGAAGAAGACCGAGACAGUGGUCAAACUCGACUCAGCGUCUGAUGCUGUGGUUAAGGUCGAUAUGCCAGAUGAUGAGAAAGGUGAGAAAGGGAAAAAGAAGCGGAAGAAGGGUGAAGAGGUGGAAGAGGAGGAGCUGGACGAAAGCAUGCUGGACUGGUGGUCCAAAUACUUUGCCUCGAUUGAAACGCUGAAAGAGAUCAUUAAAGCGCAAGAGGCAGACGCUGAAGAAAAGGAAGACUUUGACUCUGGAGAGGGAUUACCAAAUAUGCUCCUAAAUGCCUCUGAUAUGAAAGGGACCAAGAAAAGGAGAGGAAAAGGAAACAAGAACAAAGCCAUGCCUGGGCAAGGAGUACCAGAGAAGAAGAAGCACAAAAUGGAAGAGCUGAAGAUGUACAGCAGAGAGCUUGAAUAUGAGUUUAACACCUUUGAAGAUUGGCUUCACACUUUUAACCUUUAUCGAGGCAAGUGUUCAGAUGAUGCUGACGUCGAGCAGAAUGCAGCUGAUGAAGACAGACUUAUUGGCAAAUUCAAGGGAUCCCUGUGCAUCUACAAAGUCCCAGCAUCGGAUGACGUGUCCAGAGAAAUGGGCUUAGAUUCUAACAUGGGCAUGUUCCAGAACAUCCCACACAACGACCCCAUUAACGUCCUCGUCCGAGUCUAUGUGGUCCGGGCAACAGAACUGCAUCCUGCGGACAUCAAUGGGAAGGCCGACCCAUAUAUCGCCAUCAAGCUCGGGAAGACAGAGAUCAAGGACAAAGAGAACUACAUCUCUAAACAACUCAACCCUUUGUUUGGAAAGUCUUUUGAUAUUGAAGCGACGCUCCCAAUGGAUUCCACCCUCACCGUGUCCAUCUACGACUGGGAUUUGGUGGGAACCGAUGACCUGAUUGGGGAGACAAAGAUUGACUUGGAGAACCGUUUCUACAGCAAGCACAGGCCAACCUGUGGUCUCAGCACCAGCUACGCAAUUCAUGGCUAUAAUGUGUGGAGGGACCCAAUGAAGCCAACGCAGAUCCUUGCCAAACUCUGCAAAGAUGGAAAAAUGGAUCCGCCCCAGUACGGCCCCGGGGGACGAGUGAAAGUGGUGAACAGAGUUUACACGGGACCAACUGAAAUUGAGGAUGAAAAUGGACUGAAGAAACAGACGGAUGAGCACCUGGCUCUUGCUGUGCUAAACCGCUGGGAAGAUAUGCCAAGGAUCGGCUGCAAACUCGUCCCAGAGCACGUGGAGACGAGGCCUCUCCUGAAUCCGGAUAAACCUGGGAUGGAGCAGGGAAGGAUUGAGUUGUGGGUGGACAUGUUCCCGAAGGACAUGCCUGCGCCUGGACCCGCUCUCGAUAUUUCACCAAGGAAGCCAAAGAAGUUCGAGCUCAGGGUGAUCGUGUGGAACACGGACGAAGUCGUUCUGGAGGACGAUGACAUUUUCACAGGGGAAAAAUCCAGUGACAUAUUUGUUAGAGGAUGGCUAAAAGGCCAACAAGAAGACAAGCAGGACACAGACGUCCACUAUCACUCUCUGACCGGAGAGGGCAAUUUCAACUGGCGCUUCGUUUACCCCUUCGACUACCUACAGGCCGAAGAGAAAAUCGUCAUCUCAAAGAAAGAGUCCAUGUUUUCUUGGGACGAGACUGAGUAUAAAAUUCCUGCCCGACUGAAUUUGCAAGUGUGGGAUGCGGAUCACUUCUCUGCAGACGACUUCUUGGGUGCAAUUGAACUAGACCUGAAUCGAUUUCCUCGUGGUGCAAAGACAGCGAAGCAGUGCUCCAUUGACAUGGUGCUUAACGAGCAAGACAUGCCCAUGGUCAACAUCUUCAAACAGAAGAGAAUUAAAGGCUGGUGGCCAUUUGUGGCCCGAGAUGAAAAUGAUGAGUUGGAAAUUACAGGGAAAGUAGAAGCAGAGCUUCACCUGCUGACAGGUGAGGAGGCCGAGAAGAGUCCUGUUGGUGAAGGACGCAAUAGAUCCCAUAUUCCUUUCCGUCCUGACACAACCUUCCUGUGGUUCAUCAGUCCGCUCAAAGCAAUCCGCUAUCUAAUCUGCAACAACUACAAGUGGCUAAUCAUCAAAAUUGUGGUGGUUCUGUUGUUAUUAGUGAUGCUGGGCUUGUUUCUGUACAGUAUGCCAGGCUACAUGGUGAAAAAGCUUCUAGGGGCUUGA